AUGCCCCGGCAUAACGGAACCCGCGCCGCCUACGAGUUGCUGGAGCAGUGGAUCUGCUGCGAUUGCAAGGAAAUUUACAACACAGCGACCGUGCUGCGGUGCCUGAACUGCCACCACAUCUUCGACCGCUCCCACUGCGAGGUGGAGGAGCAUUGGUUUUCUCUGGGGUUCGGGCGGUAUCAGUUCCUGUUGGACGAGUGCACCGGGAUGGUUUGGCAAGAGCCCCUCUCGGACGCAGUGUGCCCUUCGGACAGCGCCUUCGAUAGUGGCGGAGCCCACAGUCAAACUGGAAACUCCCGGGUUCUCAUGCUCGGCCUGGUGUAA
This is a messenger RNA of Thermothielavioides terrestris NRRL 8126, 324 nucleotides long. RefSeq lists its product as uncharacterized. The record is from RefSeq and is a predicted model, not a curated record. The transcript is spliced from 5 exons. The coding region runs from base 1 to 324 and encodes 107 amino acids. Lineage: Eukaryota; Fungi; Ascomycota; Sordariomycetes; Sordariales; Chaetomiaceae.